AUGGAACACCGCAAUUCGACAGACUCUUUGUCACUGGAGCCGGAACUAGAACGUCUUCGGGAAUUGAACAAAGAGCUGGAAAGACUCCGGCUCGCCUUGAUAUUCCCCCAAGGCACCAAUGCCGAGACCAAAGCCGAACCAGAGAGCUCAUCCACAGCCACGCCCAUGAUUACCGCCCAACAAAAUGAACCCACAUUCCACAUGUUCGCCAAGCUCCCGGCCGAGCUCCGGUUAAAAGUCUGGCAACACUCGCUCGAGCCGCGCGUCGUAGAGCUGCACACGCGCCGUGGGCACUACGCCGACGACUUCCGCCACGGCGGUCACCUCAAGUGGCACUCGCGGUGCACCAACCCGGCCACUCUGUCGGUGUGCGUCGAGUCGCGCGAGGUCGCCCUCGAACGCUACACGGUCGCGUUACCGCUGGCCGUUCCGCCGCGGAGGCACGAGACCCCCCAGGACAGCUUUCGAAUCCCCCAGGCCUGGAUCCCGGGGGACUCGGUCGACAGCCACCGUCACGUGCUGUACCUGGAUCCGGCGCGUGACACGGUUGCACUGCUCGGUGGACUGGAUCUCAAGCUCCUGAAGGAGCUUCUCGAUUGCAUUAGGCACGAAGAUCCGCGAGGGCUCAAGCGGCUCGGGAUGAGCGCUAGCUGUUUCGUUCACCGAGGUGGCGUGUCCUGCCUCGCCAUGUAUGCAGUGACGGUUUUUCGCCAUCUUCACGAAUUGGUGUUGUUCAUGUAUUCGGAAAACACGCCGCCCGAGGAUUGGCCCGGAGGGUGCUGCAGUUUGGAGGACUGUUCCGACAAGGACUUCUUCCGUGCGUGGGAAAUGGGGGCUGGGAAUCAGCUGAAGGGACCCGACAACAGGUUAGUAAUCUUACAAUUGUCAUUUGCGCUCGUUAGCAAUUCCUACACGCCACAAGAGCUGCGUUAA
Molecule: messenger RNA, 933 nt
Organism: Pyricularia grisea
Lineage: Eukaryota; Fungi; Ascomycota; Sordariomycetes; Magnaporthales; Pyriculariaceae
Exons: 1
Coding region: 1-933 (310 amino acids)
Source: RefSeq, a predicted model, not a curated record